This is a messenger RNA of Erythranthe guttata (spotted monkey flower), 948 nucleotides long. RefSeq names its product pectinesterase inhibitor 3. The record is from RefSeq and is a predicted model, not a curated record. Lineage: Eukaryota; Viridiplantae; Streptophyta; Magnoliopsida; Lamiales; Phrymaceae. Gene Ontology annotation, molecular function: enzyme inhibitor activity. Gene Ontology annotation, biological process: negative regulation of catalytic activity.
UCAACCAGCUGCCCUAAAACAUUAGGCCCCCCCCCCGCCCCCAAAUCUCACUCACUCACUCUCUCUCUCACACACAAAACGCACUAAUCGCCGCCGCAUUAUCAGCCGAUCUCAGAUAUGACAACGACGGCGGCGGCCCUUCACUCCUGUCUUCUCAUUCUCCUCCUCUCGCCUCUCCUCCCAUCAACAACCGCCGCCGCCAACGCAACCAAACACGACCUGGUCCGCCGGUCCUGCGUCCACGCCAGUUUCCCGGAAAUCUGCCUCCGCACGCUCUCCUCCUACGGCGGCGCCGCCAGCACCCCCCGCGAGCUGGCGCUUGCGGCGGUGAGGGUCAGCCUGGCCGACGUCCGGCGGGCGGCGGACUUCCUUGCCCAGCUGAAGGGCGACGGCCGGAGGGAGCAGGGCGCCCUGAGCGACUGCGUGGAGCAGAUGGGUGACUCGGUGGAGGAGCUGAGCAAGACCCUGACGGCGCUGCAGCACCUCCGCCGCGGCGGCGACUUCCAGUGGCAGAUGAGCAAUGCGGAGACGUGGGUCAGCGCCGCGCUGACGUACGAGGACACCUGCCUCGACGGAUUCAAGGAGAUCAACGGCGAGGUUCGGGCGGACGUCCACCGGAAGAUCACCAACGCCGCCAGGGUUACCAGCAACGCGCUUUAUUUCAUCAACCUUCUCGAUGACUAGCUUGUACACUCCGAUCUGCGGCGAUCCAGACAAAAUUACCCUUUUGCCCCUUUGAUUAAUUAAGCUAGAAUUAAUUAAUGCGCUCUUUGUUUAAUUAAGUGUGAUUAGCUUAUUAAUUAAUGCCCUUAAGCCCACUUUUGUGAAUCUCUGUCUACAUAUAUAUAGAAAUUAUAUUUAAGUUGAUAAUCGGUGUCUUCUUGUACUCGUGUCGGCACUUGCUGUUAAUUUAUUAAUCUUCUAUUUUAAAUUUAGCCCUAUAUUCUA